AAGUGUCAGCAACUAAAGUCCUGGAUACAAGUCAACGGUGAACAACAAACUGACAUCCCCUCCAUGAAACCAAGCAACGUGUCUUCCCAAGUUCAGACGUGCGUCCCACACUCUUCGCUCUUCAUAUACUCCAUCCAGCCAACUCAUACAAACCUCCAAGAGCCACAAUGGCAAUCGGAACCGCCCGCCCGUCUGCCCUGUCUCCUAAUACAAGAAAUCCCAUUAUCGAAUCACCGCAACCACAAUCCCCCGAACCAUUAUCUAUGCCGUCGCCACCACCGACUCGCUCACCACGAAUGGUCCCUGCUGCGCCUCGAAUAGUCUCACCCUUUUCUGACCACAUAUCACCCAUUAGAUCACCUCCUAUAUCCCUUGAGCAACCAUCAAACAAGAAAAGCCGCUCAAAAUCUUCCAAGAUCUUCCGCCGCUUGCGUUCGGUGUUCAAGUCAUUUCCAAUCAUCAACCCCACGUGUAAAAUCCCAGUUUCUCUUCACGGAAGCCGUGCACCUGAGGCACACGUCAAUGGAGGGACACGCAUGACUGGUACCCUUUUCGGGCACCGGAAGACGCGGAUUAAUCUUGCCAUCCAAGAUAACCCAAGGAGCAUUCCAAUCCUCGUACUCGAGCUUGCAAUACCAACAGGGAAGCUUCUUCAGGAUAUGGGAACGGGUCUCACGAGGAUAGCAUUAGAGUGCGAAAAACAACCAUCUGGUAAGACAAAGCUAAUCCACGAGCCAAUAUGGACAAUGUAUUGCAACGGCCGGAAGGUAGGUUAUGCUGUGAAGAGGGAGCCAUCCGAAGAUGAUCUAAGCGUCAUGCAGACAUUGCAUGCGGUUUCAAUGGGAGCUGGGGUGCUUCCGACCGAGGUCUCGGAUCCCCCAGAUGGCGAUCUGACCUACAUGAGAGCACAAUUUGAGCGAGUGGUCGGUUCUAAGGAUUCUGAAACAUUUUACAUGAUGAACCCGGAUGGCAAUAAUGGACCAGAACUUAGCAUCUUCUUUGUCAGGAUAUAAGUACUCGCCAGAGACUAUGGACCUUGAAAUAGAUGGAAAGUCUUCUUCUUCUUCUUUUUUUUGUCAGUUUGGUGUAAGUCGUGAUAGAUACAUGGCCAACAUUAAUUGUAUAGAGCAAAGGGGAGGCAGAAGUAACUGCAAAGCAUCGUGUAGUUUUUUACUGUUCUAUCAUUUCCAGUCCGAUACGUCUGCUUGUGAAAUUUAUAUAAGAUUUGAGCCAGUCUCUACGUUCCGAAGCCUGACUAGCCAUUUUGAUGAAACUAAA
Messenger RNA from Rhodamnia argentea, 1278 nucleotides. Its product is annotated as protein MIZU-KUSSEI 1. Lineage: Eukaryota; Viridiplantae; Streptophyta; Magnoliopsida; Myrtales; Myrtaceae. Gene Ontology annotation, biological process: hydrotropism. The coding region runs from base 168 to 1013 and encodes 281 amino acids. The record is from RefSeq and is a predicted model, not a curated record. The transcript has a single exon.